Molecule: messenger RNA, 20621 nt
Organism: Coregonus sp. 'balchen'
Lineage: Eukaryota; Metazoa; Chordata; Actinopteri; Salmoniformes; Salmonidae
Source: the annotation of a GenBank genome assembly
GUCUGGUAGGUUGUCAGGGGCACAUACUACAAUAAGCUAGCUAACGUUAGCCGUCUACAUGAAAGAUGGAUUAUCCCAUUGCAAGUUCAGUCCUUUCGGAUAUUUUACACGGUCAUAGAUAGUGUUGUUGCCUUUUAUUGUAUCUAAAGGAAAACAACCUCGAAUAACCUGUGUCGUGUCUGAAGAAGGCAGGCUCACUCGCUUAGCUAACCUACUUGUACUUGCAUGCUAGCUAAGCUAGAUGGGUGAAAUUAAUGUCAGUAGCUAGCUACUUAAUUAGCCAUCUCUGCAUGUAUGAUGCUGUUGUCAGCUAUCGUUACCAUUAGCUAACGCUAGCACAUAGUGGCAGAACAGCCAGUUAGCUAUCUUGUAAAGAAGCCAGCAUAUGUAAAUCUCCACGAAUAUCCAGCCAGACAUUUAGCUAGUCAUGGAUUAUAGCAAUCGACAUAUCCAUUCAGAAAUGGAUGAUGAAUCUCAGGAAAGCAUGGAUGCGUGUGGCGACUCAACACCGUAUGUGCCCCCGCAUCUCCCCCCAAUGCCCCGCCGAGAGCGGCUUCAGAUUCAGAAGAGCAGUGUCUGCUCCCGGGCUUACUUCGUGGUGGUCAUGGUCUUCUUCCAUGUUUACAUUAUAAACAUCAUUGGCCUGUUGUUCUACGUACACUACAAUAACAGUCCGGCGGAUAUUGUCAGCGCGGACCGGGACACAUCGGCAUCUACCAGCGGGGUUGACAGCCGCCUGUCCCCGCCAGACCCACCUCAGCAAGACCCUGACUUGGAUGUCCGUCAGAGCUUCAGUCUACCACGCAUCGAGGGGAUACGGGUGAGGAGAUAAUGAGGCGCCCUAAUACUAUUACUAUCAUGUCAUAAAACAAAACGAGCGGUGUGCAUCCAGUUGUAGUGCCACCGGAAGAUAAAAAUAAUAUGCCAGCCAAGUUCGAUCGCAGUGGUCCGCGCGCCCGCAAUUUUCUAACUUUGCGAACUGGCUAGAACCAGAGAGGAAGAGUCGAAGCCAAUAUAUAGUUAGAUCAUCUUUGCUACAAUAAUUCGUCCAACCUAGCUCAAUGCAUCCAUUGGAGGGAGGGGUCGACGGUGGAAAGUAAACAUACAUCUAUCUGCCUUUUCACUCAUUCGAACAAAAUUGCACUUUUUUUGUUUUGACGUUCCAGUAGUUCUGAUAAUUAGUAUUGAGUACUAGUGGUGGGACGUCAAAAAGUGCAACGUCGUUCGAAGGAGCGAAAAGGCUCAACGGCAGCUAGCUGUUAACCGUCAAGCUAGCUAGUUAGCUGUGGUUGUUAGCCACACGGCAUAGCUUGCACAGAAUUCCACAUUCAUUGGUUUAUUUAGCUAGCUAGCUACCUUUGCUUCUACUAUCCAGCUGGACACUCAAAUCAGUUUAUUAGCAAGCUAGCUACAUCCCCCUAGCUACAGUAGCUAGCUUUGUUAGCCAGUUAGCACAUAGCUAGUAGCCUUAGUCCUCAUAAUGUUCAAUAAAUUAGCCUACAAACUUAGUUGCUUGAAGCAAAUCUCUUGUUUUCAAAAGUUAUCAAACCAACUUCGCAUUAAAGUUUAUUGUUAUGGCAAACCAUCAAUGAAUGACCAAGUAUUGGCAAAGUUAGUCUGUAGAUGGCGGUCGUGCUACCGUCGUCAACAGAAAAGCUGCCUAUAUUUUCUGAAGAAAAUUGUGGUGCUUGGUAGAAGCGGCACGUUCCAUCUCACAUAGUGGCCUCUACUGUGUCGGAGUGUUAUAGGACCGAACUCAACGACGAGGCGCAUAUGGUAUACUGCGAAAGGGUUUGCGAAGAGCGUCUUUCUGUCUGCGAAGACCACCACCCUAACAAACACUUCGUUUUGAUCAUGCCCAAGGCUUUACAAUAUUAAUGUAGACUAUGUUUCCUCAGGUGGGUCAUGUCCAGAGGGUGUCACUCAAGCCUGACAGAAUCCACGAGAUGAAGACUCUCAGCCUCAAGCCUCUGCUUUUUGGUAAGAAUGGCACCUUUUACCCUUUAGGGCAGGUUUUUUUCCUCACACAUUGUGUUUAGGAUAUAUCUCUGUUAUUCAAAUGCUUUAAGAAUAAUAUGAUUGAUGACACUGCUAGACAUUACAUUUACAUUUUAGUCAUUUGCAGACGCUCUUAUCCAGAGCGACUUACAGUUAGUGAGUGCGUACAUUUUCAUACUGGCACCCGGUGGGAAUCGAACCCACCACCCUGGCGUUGCAAGCGCCAUGCUCUACCAACUGAGCUACACGGGACAUCACCCAUCUUACACGACCAAUGAAAACUGACAACCCAAACCGCAUCAAUAACAUCAUGAAUGAAUGCAAGCUCAACACUUUGAAAACACUAAUUUAAUUUCAGUCAACCUCUUACAAAUAUAGAUCAGUGAUAUUUACUUAUAAUUUAUAGAUAUGUACAUUUGCAGGAAACACAGAAGGUCUUCUCCUUUGCAGCGUCCUCUCCUGAGCUCAGGAUGGUGCUCUCUGAAACAUCCAGCUAUCCAAGGAUGUGAUUAAAAUCCAGGAAGUCUAUCAUAGAAAUGUACCCGCCCCCAAACAACCUCCUCUCGCUCUACUGAUGUUGUAUGGUGUUCUAAUCACAUCCCUGACUCUGUACACCUAGGCCUAUAGCUCUGCUCAGGCCCAUUUCAGACCUCAAGUUCAGCUCCACUUCUUCUAGCCCUAGCCCCUGCUAGCCUCUACAUCGGUGCUGUUUCCACUUGCGGGCUGCAGCCAUCAGGUUCCUGGCGCGUUUGUUCCAGGCGAAGGCCUUGUUGACCACCAGCCAUUCCCCCUGCACCGUGCCCGUCACCAGGAAGGUCCCUCCUCUGGGCUGGCGCCGCGUCAUGUUCCGUACGCAGCUGGCGUCUCUCUCCAGCCACAGCUGCAGGCGGGAGCGGAUCUGUCCUCCCAGGAGAGGCCCGUGCUUCAGGACCUGCAGACGAGAGGCCAGGGAGAACUGGGCCAGACUCACCUGACUGGAUUUUAGCCGCGUGAGACGCAGUUUCACCACUGGGGACACAGAGGGCAGCAGAGAGACAGAGAUAAUUGCGUUAGGGUGGGUAGGUAGGGUACAUCUCAAUAUUUGAUCUGGGUAUUGUCAAUAGGGAGGACAGAGAAACAUUGGAAUACAUAAUCUGAACCAACGUCUGUACAAUAGGAAUAUAAUAGGGGAGGAGAGUGUAGGUCUGCUUACCAAAGUCACUCCUACAGAAUGUUUCCAGCACGUCCUUGGCAGACGAGGCCUCCUCCAGCUCACAGUCUCGACAGCUGGCCUGGGGCACUGCUGAAACAGUCAUCACAGACAUGUCCAAUCAGAGUUCUUAGUCUGACGAGGACAGUAGAAAACGGAGCAUCUUAUGUAAUAGUGUGUGUGUCUCUCACCUCUGCGCCCCCCUGUGCUGGUGCUGGUGUUGGUGACAGAGGAGAUACACAUGAGGUGGUCGGCAGGAAACUGGUCACAGCGAAGGAUGUCUGGCCAGGGGUAACCAUAGCAACCCAUGAUGGGCGCGCAGCUGUCCCGCACUGACUCACACAGACUCCGACAUGGAGAGACGAACCUGCCCAGGAGAGAGGGAAUGAGAAAAUAGAUGCAAGAACAGAGAGGGGUAGUCAGGAGGAGAAAAAGAGGAAGUUGCUAGUGAAUGGAUGAAGAGAUCCAAAUCAAUAAAGGAGAAGUUGUGGAGGAAGAAAGAUAAUGCUACACCCUAUCAGAUAACAUUUAGAAACAUUUGUUUCUCCUUUUUUAACCCAAUGUUUUCUCUCUUUAAAAAACGGCACAACCCGGGGCAGACUGGGACCAGAAAUCGGCCCUGGGAUUUCUAACACACCAGCCCAUUUUUUCCCUUAGCCCUUUACACUCGUACCCGUAUACGGGUUGAAAAUGGCAGAUGUGGGCACUGAUAAACGUCUAAAUUGGAAUGCAGUGGCUGUACAGUAAUGCUAUACAUGACAUCAGAGCUCUGGCUCUGGGCUUCACAGUGAUGUAUUGGUUUUGACUGAGCGCCAUUCUGAACUUGAGCACCUCGCGUGACAAGAAGUUGCCACAAUCCCUCCUGCUAAUUGGGCAACUUCAGCAAAAAAAAAAAUCUGAAUGAGGGAAAUGCUGUAAAUUAAGAGGACUAUAUGUGUUUUGAAAGAUGAGAUGUUGAGGAUUAUAAUAGAUAUCGCUUUGAUGUUAUAAAAGCAAGCCAAACACCCAUGAGUCCAAAUGUGCACUCAACAUUUCCAUAUCAUAAAACUCAAGUCAUAUACAGUGUCAACGUUUAUGAUCACUAUGUUUGAGGUACAGUUACAAGAUGACAAGUCGUCAUACCCUGGGUUGUUCUGAACCGAAUGAACCUAUGUUAGUCUAAUUGUUUUGAUCACGCGGACUGGGAUAUGUUCCGGGUAGCUUGCGAAAAUAAUUUAGACGAAUACACUGAAACGGUGACUGAGUUUAUCAGGAAGUGUAUAGGGGAUGUUGUGCCCAUUGUGACUAUUAAAACUUACCCUAACCAGAAACCGUGGAUAGACGGCAGCAUUCGCACAAAACUGAAAGCGCAAACCACCGCAUUUAACCAUGGCAAGGUGACUGGGAAUAUGGCAGAAUACAAACAGUGUAGCUACUCACUCCGCAAGGCAAUUAAACUGGCAAAACAUCAGUAUAGAGACAAAGUGGAGUCGCAAUUCAACGGCUCAGACACGAGACGUAUGUGGCAGGGUCUACAGACAAUCACGGACUACAAAAGGAAAACCAGCCACGACACCGUUGCUUCCAGACAAGCUAACACCUUUUUCGCCCGCUUUGAGGAUAACACAGUGCCACCGACGCGGCCCACUACCAAGGACUGUGGCCGACGUGAGUAAGACAUUUAAGCAUGUUUACCCCUGCAAGGCUGCCGGCCCAGACGCCAUCCCUAGCCGCGUCCUCAGAGCAUGCGUAGACCAGCUGGCUGGGGUGUUUACGGACAUAUUCAAUCUCUCCAUUUCCCAGUCUGCUGUUCCCACAUGCUUCAAAAUGGCCACCAUUGUUCCUGUACCCAAGCAAAGGUAACUGAACUAAAUGACUAUCGCUCCGUAGCACUCACCUCUGUCAUCAUGAAGUGCUUUGAGAGACUAGUCAAGGAUCAUAUCACCUCUACCUUACCUGUCACCCUAGACCCACUUCAAUUUGCAUAUCUACAAUAUCUACAAUUUUGCAAUCGCCAUCACACUGCACACUGCCCUAUCCCAUCUGGACAAGAGGAAUACCUAUGUAAGAAUGCUGUUCAUUGACUAUAGCUCAGCUUUCAACACCAUAGUACCCUCCAAGCUCAUCAUUAAGCUCGAGGCCCUGGAUCUGAACCCCGCCCUUCUUCACAGUGUGGUGAAGAAGGCGCAACAGAGUCUCUUCAACCUCAGGAGGCUGAAGAAAUUUGGCUUGGCACCUAAAACCCUCACAAACUUUUACAGAUGCACAAUUGAGAGCAUCCUGUCGGGCUGUAUCAACUGCACCGCCCGCAACCGCAGGGCUCUCCAGAGGGUGGUGCGGUCUGCCGAACGCAUUACCGGGGGCAAACUACCUGUCCUCCAGGACACCUACAGCACCCAAUGUCACAGGAAGGCCAAAAAGAUAAUGGACAUCAACCACCCGAGCCACUGCCUGUUCACCCUGCUACCAUCCAUAAGGCGAGGUCAGUACAGGUGCAUCAAAGCUGGGACCGAGAGAAUGAAAAACAGCUUCUAUCUCAAGGCCAUCAGACUGUUAAAUAGCCAUCACUUGCACAUUAGAGGCUGCUGCCUAUUGAAAUCACUGGCCACUUUAAGAAAUGAAACACUAGUCACUUUAAUAAUGUUUACAUAUCUUGCACUACUCAUCUCAUGUAUAUACUGUAUUCUAUUCUAUAAUAUUCUACUGUAUCUUAGUUUAUGCCGCUCUGUCAUUGCUUGUCCAUAUAUGUAUAUAUUCUUAAAUUCAAUUCAUUACUUAGAUUUGUGUGUAUUAGGUAUAUGUUGUGAAAUUGUUAGAUAUUACUUGUUAGAUAUUACUGCACUGUCGGAGCUAGAAGCACAAGCAUUUCGCUACACCCGCAAUAACAUCUGCUAAACACGUGUAUGUGACAAAUAAGAUUUGAUUUGAUUUGUCAAGAAAAUUUGCCGCUGCACAAGCACCUGAAUGCACUCAUGACUCCUUUUCUAUGCGCACCAAAAUGAUCUGUUUCCCUGAAUUGCCUUGUGAAAGCCUAACACUGUAAGAUCAUAUUUUAUAACUUAACUGGUCAUGUUGGUAAUAGAACAAGCUUUCAGAUUAUGCCCACAUGACCCAGAUUGCGAUUUAUAAUGGACCGGUUUUGGAUUGCGUAAACAACAACAGUAAUUGUGUGAUGGCGGGGAUGCAGGGUUGUGUUCCAAACGAAACGACUACAAGUGUGCUUGUUGUAGUUCCUCACCAGCACAGCUAGGAGAGCUCAAAGCACCUUAUAGUUGAAAUUGCUUAGGAACUGAGCACACUUUGGAGAGGUGUGUGGCCACUUAGAGACCCCAGUUAGUCCUCUCACUCAAACCCUUGUCAUUUUUCUGUCUUAUGUUGCACUUACCUCACAUUUUCCAGGAAUAUUCUUAUCAUGUUGCUGAAUGUAUCCAAAGUAUUUUCAGAUUUCGUUAUCAACAAAUUCAGCGAAAAGUAGAUUAAAUGUAAAAUGCACAUAAAAUCAGUCUUGUGUCAGGUGAACUAUUGUGUCCUCAACUUUGGUCUAAUACGUUUCCCCAUAAUCUCCUUUCAAUUGCUACCAUGGUUAUGCUUUUCAUAUUUCUUCUGUAAGAAACAUUUCAAUUUAGCCCUAUCCAUAUAGGUCAAUUCCCACAAGUGUAAAGGGUUAAGGGCCCCAUUACUAGCCAGAUAAUUACACAUUUUCACAAAAAAACCAAGUUGCCCGAAAUGCCAGAUGGCCAGUCCGCCCCUGAGCACAACUCAAAGGAGAUGAGGGGCCUUUCAUGGCCUGAAGGUUGUGUGAAACCAGGGCCUUUUCUGUGAGGCAAGCCAAGAUUAGCAUAGCUCCCAGCGCAGUGUAAUCCACUGCUUAGCCCCCCACUCUGGAGCUGUAAUUCAGCCCAGAGGAACAGAGAGAGACAUGAAGACAGACAAGUCUAGGUUUCCUCUCAAUGUCUGCUUUGUUUUGAAGAGCUUUCCAAAAUAUAUCAUACUCACUCAGUAGAUACGUGCUUGUAAUAUAAUCAUGAUAAAGAUCUGCCCAGGCCAAAAUAAUGUAAAUGUCACUGUAUGCAAAAUUACAUCAAGAGCUUAAAAGUUCUACCAGUUAUCUGGUCUACACUAUACCUUCUCUCAUAGAGACGCGUCUCCCCCUGUUGUUCUCCCUCUUUACCAAUGACAAUGUCUAUUUAGUGUACACACAUCUCUACGCUCUGAUCUCUACAAAGAAAUACCUUUGUAUUUUCCUCCAACAGUUUAUCUAAUUUCUAAAGACAAAGUAGUAGUUCCAACUUCCCAGCGUCUCUCCCCUCCUUACCUGUCCAGACAGAUGGGUGCGAACAGUGAGCAGAGGAAGAUGCGGGCGUCGGGGUGGCACUCCCGGGCGAGCAGGGGCAGCCAGCUGGCACUCUGCUGGACGGCCUCGCCCGGCGACUCGUGCUCCAGCAGGUUGGGCAUCCUCAUGGUGGCGUAGCCGAUGUCCUGGCACAGGGCCAUGCCCGCCGGGAUGGGCACACAGCGGGAGGAGCUCCGGGGCUCCCACUGCCCUUCACUGCUGGCGGACAGGAUGGUAGCACCGGCUAUCUCUUCAGACCCGACUUCAGCCACGGCCCCAUCCGCAGUCCCUGGCCCGGCUCCAGCUCUGGUCUCCAACCCAGUUCUAACUCUAGACCUGGUCCUGGUACCUGUACCAGCCUCUGGUCCACUCUCAGCUCCAGGCCCUGCCUCCAGCCUGGCACUCCAGCCAGGCCCAGCUGGAAGCAGGAGGAGCAGGAGGAGGAGAGCAGGAGCCCAAGGAGAGGUCCUCUUAGAGGAGGUGCGAGGAGGAGGUGCAGGAACAGGCAUCAUCCCAGGAGGAGGAGAGGAAAUCCACACAGGAGAGCGUGUCUGAGUGUGUGUUUGUGGUAUGGGUCUGUAUGACAGGGAGGGGAUAGGUGUAUUUAUACUGGGCAGGCGGUGACACGUCACCUCUCUGUAGGCUUGGUCUGCAUUUGCAUAGGAGAGUGGUGGGGGAAGGGAUGGGAGUGGACCAGCAGGGGGUUAACAAUAGGGGGAGGGCGUGGGUUACAAGGGAGUGGGACAGUGCUUGAGAUGGGAUUAGAUAUGAAACCCACUCACUCACUUUCAUUUGCACCAAUGUGUUCGGAGGGAGAGUGAGAGUGAGUGAGUGUGUGCCCUGUAGUAGUGACUAAGUUAAGGAUAUCAAGGAUUGUGUGUGUAUGUACAGGUAACUGACAAAAUAAAGGAAACACCAACAUAAAGUGUCUUAAUAGGGCGUUGGGCCAGAACAGCUUCAAUGCACCUUGGCCUAGAUUCUACAAGUGUCUGGAACUCUAUUGGAUGGAUGUGACUCCAUUCUUCCAUGAGAAAUUCCAUCAUUUGGUGUUUUGUUGAUGGUGGUGGAAAACGCUGUCUCAGGCACCACUCCAGAAUCACCCAUAAGUGUUCAAUUGGGUUGAGAUCUGGUGACUGAGACAGCCAUGUCAUAUGGUUUACAUCGUUUUCAUACUCAUCAACCCAUUCAGUGACCACUCGUGCCCUGUGGAUGGGGGCAUUGUCAUCCUAUGGGGGCAUAGCCAUGGUAGCCAAAAUAAUGGCCUGCCCAGAUAUUAAUUGCUUAAUUAACUCAGGAACCACACCUGUGUGGAAACACCUGCUUUCAAUAUAAUUUGUAUCCCUCAUUUACUCAAGGGUUUCCUUUAUUUUGGCAGUUACCUGUAUGCGUGUGUGUGUGUGUUCAGGAUGUUAUGCUCUCUUGGUGUGUGUGUGUUGUCCUGACUUAGCCUUAGCCUGACUUGUCCUUCCGCCCCCACAGCUUGAGAUGAGGAAAAGAGUCCCCCUCAUGUCACGAACCCCUCCACUCUCCCCUCUCUUCGGUUGAAUGCAUUAAGUUGUGCAACUGACUAGGUAUCCCCCUUUCCCUUACCCUCCCUCUCUUUUCAAAGGCAAAGGAACCCUUUCUCUCGCUGUCUUUCUGCACUGCUGUCCCCAAGAACCCCUCCAGUCUGCACUCCCUCUUCAAAUGAUCCCUUCCACUCCCUCUUUUAAUGUCCCCUAUCCCUUUCUCCCCAUACCCCUACAAGCUCCUUUAUCCCUGUCUGACCCCGAGCCUCCUCUUCUCCGUCCCAUCUCUCAUCCCUCUAACCAACAAGGGAUUUUUCCAGAUGAAUCAGGAAUGCCUAAUUUCAUGACCUUUAUAAGUGGAAUACUUGGUCCUAUUUCUUACGUCUGUGUGUGAGUGUCUGUUGUGUGCUCAUGACAUCUGAGGGAAUGUAAAAAACGUAUUAUUGAGUGUGUGUGCAUGUGUUUCUGAAAGACCUCUGUGAGCCGAGCAUGUGUGUGAGCGCCCCCAGCGUGUGUGUGUGAACAUGCGUGUAGGAGUGAGAGGUGUUAGUGUUCUCCCACUGUGAGGCUCUGACCUGAUUCCUGUCCAGACAAGCAGGUCACUUCCUCCACAGAGAGACGGGGAGAGAAAGAGAGAGGGAGAACGGGGGAGGGAGAGGAGGAAGAGAAGGCCAGUCCCCUUCAUUCAUAUCACCCAUCUAGCUUAAUGAUGCAUGACUGGACAAUAGGGAUUAGCCGUCAGCCCCUCUCUUUCUCUCUCCCCCUCCCAAUCUCAUCAGCCAGAGGACAGUACAGGGUCUGCUGUGGGGAACAAGGCCUAUACUGUACGGGCAGGCGUCCAGCCGGAAGCCUUUUAUUAGGAGAGGAAGGGAUGGAUGGAGGGAGUGAUGGGAAGGAUGGAGGGGGUGAUGGGAAGGAUGGAUGGAAUGGAUGGGAUGGAUGGAGGGCAGGGGUGCAGCUAAGGGGUUACCAGGGGGUCCUGGGCACUCUCAUAUCUGAUCAGGAAACCUUAGACUAACAUAUAGCUGUAUUGGUCCAGCCUACUGCUUUUAGGUCACCUCUGACAGUCUGUGUAAAUCCUGGUUGUAUAUUCACACAGGGUGAGUGGGUUGGGUGGUCUUGCUGAUCUCUCUAUGCAUGUGAAUGGGUCUGAAUAAGAAUGAUGAUACCAACCUCACACAGACAGACAGACUGGUACUCCUCCAUACUAACUACUAUAUAUGAGCGACCACCAGUCCGGCUCUCACCCAGCUUCUCUCUCAGUCACCCCCCUCUGGGAGACAUUCAAUGCCUUGGCUCAUUAGCACUGUCAAUGGGUCGGGCCAUACCACAAAUAGCUCCCUGGGGGGUGACGGGGGGCCAGGGAGUACUCAUUAUCCCCAUAUCCACAAUCACUAAAGAGUCCCUAUGUACACACACCUGCUCAAACCCGGCACAGAGAAAGCUAAAGCAAACACAACCGAGACAGAUGUCGUUUAGACAAGUUAUUUCUUAACAAGUUGUAAAAUAAUUACUGCUUUUUCAGUGCAGUAUCCAUCUGUUUGCAGUGCAGAAGGCCUGAGUCGUUUUCUACUGUAACUCUGUAAUGAUAAGAACUUGUUUGUCUUCAAAAGCUUUGGUUAUGAAUUUAAAGUACUGUUUAUCAGAAGGCCAAGUCUUGAUCAGCUCUACUCCUCAGCGAUCAUGGAUUUUGUGGUUUUUUGAUAUCAGCCAAUCAGGAAUACUAGGCUAUUUGUUACAUAAAUGUAAACCUGUAACAUAAUCAGUCUUCCAUCCAUGUCAUGAUUGGUUCUACUAGAUAGAACAGUCAUGUGUGAGUCAUCAUCAUUAGCAGGGCAACAAUGAGAGAAGUCUGUAGUCAUUGAUCACGCUGGUCUGAUCUCCCAAGGCACUCAGGCCCUUUUGAUAAUGAAAUCCUUGAUCAUGGACCUCGGCUCACCUGAAGGCUGCUGGUUGUCUGUUGUUAUGCCAACAUGGACACCACCAUAUGGCCAAUAUACCACGGCUAAGGGCUGUUCUUAAGCACAACACAACGCGGAGUACCUGGACACAGCCCUUAGCCGUGGUAUAUUGGCCAUAUAUCACAAACCCCAGAGGUGCCUUAUUGCUAUUGUAAACUGUUUACCAACGUAAUUAGAGCAGUAAAAAUAAAUGUUUUGUCAUACCCGUGAUAUACCACGGCUGUCAGCCAAUCAGCAUUCAGGGAUCGAACCACCCAGUUUAUAAUGACUAAUAAUGGCCAACAGGAGCACACCCUGUCUAGACAUUAGUGUGGGAAACCCUGGUCAUCCUGUGUCUGCCCAUACAUUACACUUCUACCCAGAGCAUUAUGUUGUACAGGUAAUGAAUGACGUAUGGGACCCCCCUCUCUCUGUUCCUGUCAGAGAUCCCUGGCUUACUGUCUGAAGAGGAGUGUGGUGUGGUGGUGCAGCUGGCCCAGCUGAAGGGUCUGAUGGAGAGCCAGGCCACAGUGCCACCAGGAGACCAGGAGGAGGAACUGCAGCCACUGCUCUCCCUCAGCCCCGAGGAGACCUUCAGCCUGCUAGACCUGGACCAAGACGGACUACUGCAGAGACAGGAAGUGAGAGAAAGGGGGAUGAGGGAGGGAGGGGUGGGUGGAUGAGAGAGGGAGGGGUAGAGAAGGGGAUAGAGAGCGGCCAGCAGCUCAUUCGUUUGUGGUUGUGUGUUUCUGUCCCAGAUCUUGAGUCACUCUCGUUCACGGGACAGGACCUGGCUGAGCCCAGAGAACCUACGACAGAUACUCACCGGCCAGGAGGACAGCCCAGCAGGUACUUUGUAGUGUGUGUCUCGCUCUCCGUAGCCGAUGUGAGUAAGACCUUUAAACAGGUUAACAUUGGCAAGGCAGACGGAAUACCAGGACGCGUACUCGGAACAUGCGCUGACCAGCUGGCAAGGGUCUUCACUGACAUUUUCAAACUUUCCCUUACCCGGUCUGUAAUACCAACUUGAUUCAAGCAGACCAUCAUAGUCCCUGUGCCCAAGAACGCCAUGGUAACCUGCCUAAAUGACUAUCGGCCCGUAGCGCUCACAUGUUGUUUUUAAACUCUCUUAACAAUGUUUCAGAUGAACUACAUGUUCACUCAUUAGAUGGUUCUCCAAUCAAAUGUGUUCCCGCAUAUAAAUACGUAUGCAUUUGGAUUUGACAUUUUAAAAAACAUAGAUGAGCUGAUUUAAGAAGCUAAGAUUUAAAGUUGGCUUUUUCUACAGAAACAUUGUGUCUUUUUCUAAGCAGUAGGAAGCAGAUUAUUCAGUCAACCUGUUUAUCUGUUCUUGAUUAUGGUGAUAUUAUUUAUCAAAGUGCAGCUGCUACUACUCUUAAACCUUUGGAUGCCAUCUACCAUAGUGCCCUUAGUUUUUGUUACAGGCUACAGUUUUAAUACUCAUCACUGCAUCCUUUAUCAAAAGGUUGGCAGGACUACUAAAAACCAGUAGAUCUCUACAUUACUCCCUUUUUGUUUAAAAGGCCCUACUUCAUAAACUUCCAUCUUAUCUAACUUUGCUGUUGAAGUAUAGACACCUGAGUUGCCUAACCCGUUCACAGGAUUGGUUAGCUCUUGAGGUUCCUAGGGUAUUUGGUAUUUUAUUAGGAUCCUCAUUAGCUGUUGCGAAAGCCGCAGCUACUCUUCCUGGGGUCCAUACAGAUUGACUCAAGUAAAAGUGAAAGUCACCCAGUAAAAUACUACUUGAGUAAAAGUCUAAAAGUAUUUGGUUUUAAAUAUACUUAAGUAUCAAAAGUAACUGUAAUUGCUCCAAUAUACUUAUGUAUCAAAAGUAAAAGUAUAAAGAAUUUCAAAUUCCUUAUAUUGAACAAACCAGACGAUACAAUUAUUUAUUUAUUUACGGAUAGCCAGGGGCACACUCCAACACUCAGACAUAAUUUACAAACAAUGCAUUUGUGUUUAGUGAGUUCCCCAGAUAAGAGGCAGUAGAGAUGACCAUGGAUGUUCUCUUGAUAAGUGUGUGAAUUGGAGCAUUUUCCUGUCCUGCUAAGCAUUCAAAAUGAAACGAGUACUUUUGGGUGUCAGGGAAAAUGUAUGGACUAAAAAGUACAUUAUUUUCUUUAGGAAUGUAGGGAAGUAAAAGUAGUCAAAUAUAUAUAAAGUAAAGUACAGAUACCCCCCAAAACUACUUAAGUAGUACUUUUAAAGUAUUUUUACUUACAGUUGAAGUCGGAAGUUUACAUACACUUAGGUUGGAGUCAUUAAAACUCAUUUUCCAACCACUCCACAAAUGUCUUGUUAACAAACUUUCGUUUUGGCAAGUCGGUUAGGACAUCUACUUUGUGCAUGACACAAGUAAUUUUUCCAACAAUUGUUCACAGACAGAUUAUUUCACUUAUAUUUCACUGUAUCACAAUUCGAGUGGGUCAGAAGUUUACAUACACUAAGUUGACUGUGCAUUUAAACAGCUUGGAAAAUUCCAGAAAAUGAUGUCAUGGCUUUAGAAGCUUCUGAUAGGCUAAUUGACAUCAUGUUAGUCAAUUGGAGGUGUACCUGUGGAUGUAUUUCAAGGCCUACCUUCAAACUCAGUGCCUCUUUGCUUGACAUCAUGGGAAAAUCAAAAUAAAUCAGCCAAGACCUCAGAAUUUUUUUUGCCCAGAACAACAGCAAAGGACCUUGUGAAGAUGCUGGAGGAAACAGGUACAAAAGUAUCUAUAUCCACAGUAAAACGAGUCCUAUAUCGACAUAACCUGAAAGGCCGCUCAGCAAGGAAGAAGCCACUGCUCCAAAACCGCCAUAAAAAAGCCAGACUACGGUUUGCAACUGCACAUGGGGACAAAGAUCAUACUUUUUGGAAAAAUUUCCUCUGGUCUGAUGAAACAAAAAUAGAACUGUUUGGCCAUAAUGAUCAUCGUUAUGUUUGGAGGAAAAAGGGGGAAGCUUGCAAGCCUAGUCUCCCGAGUGGCGCAGUGGUCUAAGGCACUGCAUCGCAUUGCUAGCUGUGCCACUAGAGAUCCUGGUUCGAAUCCAGGCUCUGUCGUAGCCGGCCACGACCGGGAGACCCAUGGGGCGGUGCACAAUUGGCCCAGCGUCGUCCAGGGUAGGGGAGGGAAUGGCCGGCAGGGAUGUAGCUCAGUUGGUAGAGCAUGGCGUUUGCAACGCCAGGGUUGUGGGUUCGAUUCCCACGGGGGGCCAGUAUGAAUAAAAAUAAUAAUGUAUGCACUCACUAACUGUAAGUCGCUCUGGAUAAGAGCGUCUGCUAAAUGACUAAAAUGUAAAAUGUAAGCCGAAGAUCACCAUCCCAACCGUGAAGCACGAGGGUGGCAGCAUCAUGCUGUGGGGGUGCUUUGCUGCAGGAGGGACUGGUGCACUUCACAAAAUAGAUGGCAUCAUGAGGAAGGAAAAUUAUGUGGAGAUAUUGAAGCAACAUCUCAAGACAUCAGUCAGGAAGUUCAAGCUUGGUCACAAAUGGGUCUUCCAAAUGGACAAUGACCCCAAGCAUACUUCCAAAGUUGUGGCAAAAUGGCUUAAGGACAACAAAGUCAAGGUAUUGGAGUGGCCAUCACAAAGCCCUGACCUCAAUCCUAUAGAACAUUUGUGGGCAGAACUGAAAAAGCGUGUGCAAGCAAGGAGGCCUACAAACCUGACUCAGUUACACCAGCUCUGUCAGGAGGAAUGGCCAAAAUUCACCCAACUUAUUGUGGGAAGCUUGUGGAAGGCUACCCGAAAUGUUUGACCCAAGUUAAACAAUUUAAAGGCAAUGCUACUAAAUACUAAUUGAGUGUAUGUAAACUUCUGACCCACUGGGAAUGUGAUGAAAUAAAUAAAAGCUUAAAUAAAUCAUUCUCUCUACUAUUAUUCUGACAUUUCACAUUCUUAUAAUAAAGUGGUGAUCCUAACUGACCUAAGACAGAGAAUUUUUACUAGGAUUAAAUGUCAGGAAUUGUGAAAAGCGGAGUUUAAAUGUAUUUGGCUAAGGUGUAUGUAAACUUCCGACUUCAACUGUAAAUGUAUUUAUAUACAGCUCUGGAAAAAAUUAAGAGACCACUGCAAUUUUUCUUAAAUCAGCAUUUUUAUUUAUUUUAUUUAUUUCAUCUUUAUUUAACCAGGUAAGCCAGUUGAGAACAAGUUCUCAUUUACAACUGCGACCUGGCCAAGGAUAAAGCAAAGCAGUGCGAUAAAAACAACAACACAGAGUUACAUAUGGGGUAAACAAAACAUAAAGUCAAAAAUACAACAGAAAAUAUAUAUAUACAGUGUGUGCAAAUGUAGCAAGUUAUGGAGGUAAGGCAAUAAAUAGACCAUAGUGCAAAAUAAUUACAAUUUAGUAUUAACACUGGAAUGAUAGAUGUGCAAUAGGUGAUGUGCAAAUAGAGAUACUGGGGUGCAAAUGAGCAAAAUAAAUAACAAUAUGGGGAUGAGGUAGUUGGGUGGGCUAAUUUCAGAUGGGCUGUGUACAUGUGCAGUGAUCGGUAAUGUGCUCUGACAACUGAUGCUUAAAGUUAGUGAGGGAGAUAAGAGUCUCCAGCUUCAGAGAUUUUUGCAGUUCGUUCCAGUCAUUGGCAGCAGAGAACUGGAAGGAAUGGCGGCCAAAGGAGGUGUUGGCUUUGGGGAUGACCAGUGAGAUAUACCUGCUGGAGCGCAUACUACGGGUGGGUGUUGCUAUGGUGACCAAUGAGCUAAGAUAAGGCGGGGAUUUGCCCAGCAGUGAUUUAUAGAUGACCAGGAGCCAGUGAGUUUGGCGACGAAUAUGUAGGGAGGACCAGCCAACAAUCUCUACAUGCAUGACAGCCAUUCCAUUCCAGUGUCUGUUGAAUUCCAACACAGGCACACCUCAUUCUACUGAAUUAGGUACUGAUUAGGUGAUCACAUGAACCAAAUCUUAUUUAAUGAGGAAAAGUAUAAAAUCCACUGCUGUGGUCUUCACUAUCCUCUUGCAAUAGGACCAGCUGGAUGGCAAAAACAGUGCUAAUAGUACCUCAAAAGUAAUAUUAAUAAAAAAAUAACUAUUGACCAUGCCAAAAGAGUUGAAAAGGAACGUUUUGAGUGAGGAAAAGAAGGGUUCAAUUCUGGCUUUACUGGCAGAGGGAUACAGUGAGUGUCAGGUUGCUUCCAUCCUUAAAAUUUCAAAGACGGCGGUUCAUAAGAACAAGGUCAAGCAGCAGACAUUGGGGACAACAAAGCUACAGACCGGCAGAGGGCGAAAACGACUCUCUACUGGCCGGGAUGACUGCCAACUCAUUUGAAUGUCACUCAACAACCGUAGGAUGACAUCAAGUGACCUACAUAAAGAAAGGCAAACGGCAGCUGGGGUGAAGUGCACGGCGAGGACGGUUCGAAACAUGCUCCUAGGGGCAGGGCUGAAGUCGUGCAAAGCUAGAAAAAUGCCCUUCAUCAAUGAGAAAAAAGACCAUUAGGAUUGGGCCAUAGAGGACUGGAGUAAGGUCAUCUUCUCUGAUGAGUCCAAUUUUCAGCUUUUCCCAACACCUGGGUGUCAAAUGGUUAGACGGAGACCUGGAGAGGCCUACAAGCCACAGUGUCUCGCACCCACUGUAAAAUUUGGUGGAGGAUCGGUGAUGAUCUGGGGGUGCUUCAGCAAGGCUGGAAUCGGGCAGAUUUGUCUUUGUGAAGGACGCAUGAAUCAAGCCACGUACAAGGUUGUCCUGGAAGAAAACUUGCUUCCUUUUGCUCUGACAUUGUUCCCCAACUCUGAGGAUUGUUUUUUCCGGCAGGACAAUGCGCCAUGCCACACAGCCAGGUCAAUCAAGGUGUGGAUGGAGGACCACCAGAUCAAGACCUUGUCAUGGCCAGCCCAAUCUCCAGACCUGAACCCCAUUGAAAACUUCUGGAAUGUGAUCAAGAGGAAAAUGGAUGGUCACAACCCAUCAAACAAAGCCGAGCUGCUUGAAUUUAUGCGCCAGGAGUGGCAUAAAGUCACCCAACAUCAAUGUGAAAGACUGGUGGAGAGCAUGCCAAGACGCAUGAAAGCUGUGAUUUAAAAUCAGGGUUAUUCCACCAAAUAUUGAUUUCUGAACUCUUCCUUAGUUAAAACAUUAGUAUUGUGUUGUUUAAAAAUGAACACUAACUUAUUUUCUUUGCAUUAUUCAAGGUCUGACAACACUGCAUCUUUUUUGUUAUUUUGACCAGUUGUCAUUUUCUGCAAAUAAAUGCUCUAAAUUACAAUCUUUUUAUUUGGAAUUUGGGAGAAAUGUUGUCAGUAGUUUAUAGAAUAAAACAAAAAUGUUAAUUUCACCCAAACACAUACCUAUAAAUAUUAAAACCAGAGAAACUUAUAUUUUUGCAGUGGUCUCUUAAUUUUUUCCAGAGCUGUAUAUAUAAAAGUAUGUACCCCUUCAAAUUAGUUGGAAACUCUGCAUUGUUGGAAAAGGACCCAUAAGUAAGUAUUUCACCGGUUGUUUACAAAGCAUGUGACAAAUAAAAUACAAAUUUGAUUUGGUUUGUGUAUGUAUGUGUCUUUCCCAAAGCCUUUGUGCCGGGCUUUCCCUCUGCCAGCUGGUAGAAGUAUUAUUAAGGGGUGAGUGUUUGUGCGUGUCAAGGGUGUGUGUGACCAAGGGGGGGGGGGGGGGGGGGUGACCUGAUGCCAUUAUGCCAGGCGCCGUUUGCGUGUCCCAGUCCGGAUGUGUCCCAUCAUCUCAUUAAAAUAUGUGCCCUGCCAACCUCCUUCCUUAACAUUCCCCCGGAUCCCUCGUAACCCUCCUCCCCACACUUAUCCGCUCCAUCCUCCCCUCCUGCACCCCAGAGCUAUUGUUUAGUCUGGGGCGCUGCUUCAUAGGGGGACGAGGGGAAAGGGGGCCCGGAGGUUCAGUCAGCCGAGCGUAACAGCGAGAGAGAGAGAGAGAGAGAGAGAGGGAGAGAGAGGGAGAGGAGGGAGAGAAGAGUCCGAGAGAGAGAUAGAGAGCAGAGAGACAGAGAGAGAGAGACAGAGUGAACAUAUCCCAGAGAGAGAGAGAGAAAGCAGAGAGAGAAUGAACGGAGAGAGAGAGAAUCCAGGGAGAGGAGAACACAGGAGAAAGAGAUCCCACAGGGAGGGGGAGAGAGAGAGAGAGAUUGUCACAGGGAGGGAGAGAGAGAGAGAGAGAGAGUCCAAAGGAGAGAGAGAGAGAGAGGAGAUAGGGAGAGUCAGGAGGAGGGAGAGAGAGAGAGUCAAGGAGGGAGAGAGAGAUAGAGUCACAGUGAGAAGAGAGAGGGGAGAGUCCACAGUGGAGAGAGAGAGUCAUAGGGGAGAGAGAUGAGAGUCACAGGGGAGAGAGAGAGAGAGUCACCGGGGGGAUAGAGAGAGAGAGUCACAAGAGAGAGAUAGGAGAGUCCACAGGGAGGGAUGGAGAGAGAGAGAGUCACAAGGGAGGGAGAUAGAGAUAGAUAGAUCACAGGGAGAGAGAGGGAGAGAGAGAGUCAACGGUGAGAGAGUCACAGGGAGAGAGAAGAGGGGAUGAAGAGAGUCACAGGGGGAGAGAGAGAGUCACAGGGGGAGAGAGAGAGAGAGAGUCACGGUGAGAGAGUCACAAAAGGAGAGAGGAUGAGGAGUCAAGGGGAGAGAAGAAGUCAUAAAGGUAGAGUAGUAGAUAGAGAAGUUCAACGGGAGAGAGUGAGAUAGAGUCCUCACCAGGACGGUAUUGUGGAUAGAGUCGUAGAGUCACAGUUUAGGGGGAGCAGAGAUGAGAUAAGAGAGAUCCAGGGGGAGAGAGAGUCACAGGGAGAGAGAGAUGGUGAUAAGAGUAGUUCACACCAACGGGGGAUAAGAGAAGUCACCAGGGGAGAGAGAGAGUCACCAACACGAUUGGGAAGAAGAUUCAUAAGAGAGAGUCAUAGGGAGAGAGAGAGAGAGUCAUAGGGAGAGAGAGAGAGAGAGUCACAGGGGAGAGAGAGAGAGAGUCACAGGGGGAGAGAGAGAGAGAGAGUCACAGGGAGAGAGAGAGAGCUGCACCAGCAUACAGGGCUACAGAUACAGAAAAUGAGCGUGGGAAGAGAAAGAUAGGAGAAUAACCAGAGGAGAAAGAGGAGCUGAGAGUAACAGCCCUAAGAAGAGCGAGAUGGAGAGAAUGGAUGAAGUGAAUAGGAGAGCUGGUGAGAGAGAGGGGCGGUGUGGGUGUGUGUGUGGGUGGGUGCUAACCGUGUGUGUUGUCCCGGCAGGUGUGUUAACUCUAGAGGAGUUCAGGCGUGUGUGUGACGGCAUGUCCCAGCAUCCCUUGCAGCAACGAGCCGGAACAAGGCGGGGCCAACCGAAAAGGAAGAGCCGACACACCUGGCUGUACCAGGGACCAGGAUCACACCAUAUACUACACACACUGAGGAACAGGUAACACUCACUCAGUUUUCAUACUAACUCAGUUGUCAUACUGUUUUUAUGACUUUAUUCCGGCCUCUCUCCUUCCUUAGGGUGACCCAUCUAGCGCGUCUGCCCUCCCCAUUGGUUGAGCUGAGCGAGCCGCUGCAGGUGAUUCGCUACGAGCAGGGAGGCUUCAGCCACGCCCACCACGACAGUAGCCCCUCCCAUCCAGAGACCACCUGCUCUCACACACGCCUGGCUGGAAACACUUCGGCACACACCGAGAUCUCCUGCAGGUGUGUCUCUUUCUAUAUAUAUGUGUGUGUGUGGGUGUCUCAGUGUAUCCAUAUGCUUGCUCUAAUUUUCAUAGGUUGUCAUCUUUUUAGGGUGUCCAUCUGUUUGCACUUUGAUCCUCCCAUAUUCUAGUCAGAUUGAUAUAGUCCCCUUAAUAUACGGCUCUUCCCUCCUUCUCCCCAGGUACAUAACUGUGUUACUCUACCUGAACUCUGUGGAGGGAGGCGGAGAGACCACUUUCCCUGUGGCAGACAAUCGUACCUAUGAGGAGGAGGUGGGUGACCAUACUAUAAGUACUGUCAGUGUUAAGAGUUUUUGCUUUCAUGUUGAAUGAUGAGAAGACUACUGAUUUCCUGAAUUGUGCUGCUAUUGCAAACAUAGUGCUGAACAAUGACAAGGAAUCUGACUAAGAAGCACUUGUCAUGCUUCAUAUAAGGAGCAUAGAGGAGCUGCAGUUUUGUUGUGUUUGCAUGGCUGUGUGUGUCCUCCAGGCUUUAGUGCAGGGUGGUGUGGAUCUGACAGACACACAGCAGAGUUGUGACAGAGGAAACCUCAGGGUGAAACCAACCGCUGGGACUGCUCUCCUCUGGUACAACCAUCUCUCUGAUGGCAAAGGUAUGUUCCAGCACACACACACUGCUCCAUUCUUUGUGACUCGUUUUCUCCGUUAACACCGUAAGCCACUAGUCAAACCCACUCUCCCCUCCCCUGUCCUGCAGGUUGGAUGGGUGAGCUGGAUGAGUACUCCCUCCACGGGGACUGCCCUGUGACCCGAGGGGUGAAGUGGGUGGCCAACAGUUGGGUGAACGUGGACCCAGACCACCAACGCCAAGCUCGCUACCAGAGACUGGUGACCCACAGACAGGAGGGCGAGACGGGCAGAGAGGAGCGGGACACCCCCCUCCCUCACAGCAACCUCCACCAGGACCUGUAGUAAUGUAGCUAGGGCCACUGGAAACACACUGUGGGGAGAUACACACUUUCCUUUAAGCACACAGGGGCAAAUCAGAACUUCCACUUAAGUAGAUAGAAUGUUCCCUUAGUCAUGUUGCAUUGAUGUCAAUGGGAGACU